This is a messenger RNA of Funneliformis mosseae, 576 nucleotides long. Lineage: Eukaryota; Fungi; Glomeromycota; Glomeromycetes; Glomerales; Glomeraceae. The record is from the annotation of a GenBank genome assembly.
AUGUCGGACAGUGAAGAAGAAAAAGAAGCCAGUUCUAAUUAUACUAAUUCUUAUUGCAACAUUGCCACUGAUUUUUAUGAGGUAUUCUAUGAAAAGAAAUUUAACAAAAUUAAUAAUAAAAGCAAUGUUAUGAAAACUUUUAUCAGGCCAUUGCAUUAUUUGGCCAUGCAAUUAAAUAUUAAACCAGGAAUGAAAGUUUUGGAUGUUGGUCGUGGUGUUGGUGGACCUGCGCGUGAAAUUUGUCAGUUCACCGGAGCCCAUAUUACUGAUGCAGUAUAUGCCAUUGAAGCAACAUGUCAUGCUCCAAAGUUGGAAGGAGUUUAUGGCCAAGUAUUUCGCGUUUUAAAACCCGGAGGUACCUUUGCUAUUUAUGAAUGGUGUGUGACUGAUAAGUACGAUCCAACUAAUACUGAUCAUAGAAGAAUUGCAUUUUUAAAAUUGAACACCGCAGAUUUAGUCUGUAUAAAGUCUAUUCUGGGUGACACAAAAAUGUCCCGCUCGAAAUUUGAGUCGUUCGUGAUUGGUCCCUUAACAAUGGUGAACGAAGUGAAAGAGAUUGCACAAAAAUCUCGAUAA